AUGGGGUGUGCGUACGUGGACUUCAAGCAGAUCAUCAUCAAACCGAACAUGACUGCCUCCGUUGACCUGCAGAGCGAUGCCGUUUUCGCCGGCAUCAAGGACCGCGUGGCUGAGAACGAAGCCAAGGCGAAGGCUAUUAAUGCCGUCUUCUUGUACAAAAUCACCAGUGGUGGCAAGGUGGCCAAGGAGUGGGUGCUUGACCUAAAGAACGCGAAAGUGUACGAAGGGCCGGUACAGGGCAAAGCCGACACGACCAUGACGAUAGCCGACGGAGAUAUGCUCGAGCUGGCACUCGGCAAACUGCAGCCUCAGACUGCAUUCAUGAAGGGCAAGCUGAAGAUCACCGGUAACAUUAUGCUGGCGCAGAAGUUGGCACCGCUGCUGAAGACGGAAGCAAAACUGUAA
Anopheles marshallii is the source of this 405-nucleotide messenger RNA. Its product is annotated as peroxisomal multifunctional enzyme type 2. The transcript is spliced from 3 exons. Lineage: Eukaryota; Metazoa; Arthropoda; Insecta; Diptera; Culicidae. The coding region runs from base 1 to 405 and encodes 134 amino acids. The record is from RefSeq and is a predicted model, not a curated record. Gene Ontology annotation, cellular component: cytosol.